This is a messenger RNA of Rhineura floridana, 4123 nucleotides long. It is a transcript of the gene TMPRSS9, whose product is annotated as transmembrane serine protease 9. Gene Ontology annotation, molecular function: serine-type endopeptidase activity; protein binding. Bases 139 to 3501 code for a protein of 1120 amino acids. NCBI's taxonomy places the organism in Eukaryota, Metazoa, Chordata, Lepidosauria, Squamata, Rhineuridae. Gene Ontology annotation, biological process: proteolysis. The transcript is spliced from 20 exons. The record is from RefSeq and is a predicted model, not a curated record.
GGGCAGAGGGGAGCAUUUAAUGGAGAAGCACCAGAGUCUCCAACUGUGGUGGCAGCAGCAGCAGGAAAAGAUUUGCUAAUAAGGAGCGGGUCACAUUUCCCUGGGCCGGGCAGAUCCUUCACAAUUUGUGGGACGAGCAUGGAACCACCAGCCAUAGCUGUGGAGCCGGUGCUGGAGGAAGAGAAGGUGCCUUCCGUGGCUAGAUGUGGCGGCGCUGGACCCUACUGCAAGGUGGCCGUGGCCUCUGUUCUCCUGAGCGCCGUCACGGCUCUGUGCGGCGGGAUCCUGAUGGCGUUCCUUGCGAAGCAAGAAUUUCUCUUUGAGCACCUGGUGGAACUGCGAGGGAUCCCCUACGAGAGCACCUUGCAGUGCCUCAGCUCUGACUACCACCGCACGCUGACCCCUGUCCUGGAGAGGUUGUUUAAAAGCAGCUUCCAGAAUUCAGCCCUGGAAGGGACCUGCUCGAGGUGCUCCAUCCUGCAGUACAGGAAGGGCAAUGCCAGUGUCCUCGUCCACUUUCGCCUCUGGUUCUCCACGCAGCCGCUCAGCCCGGGCGCGGAAGAGGAGGCCCUGAGCAGGGGCCUCGCCACAGCCCUGGGCAAAGAAGGGAUUCCUCUCCCAGUGUACGGCACCAUCUCUUCAGUCGUCUCCCUCGCAGGGCUCAGCAGAGACACCCCCUCUGGAAUGACUUUGAAAUCAGGCACGUGUCCUGGGAACGCCUUUGCCUGUCGCAACAGCCAGUGUGUGCCAAGGGUGAAUGUGGAAUGUGACGACCGGCGGGACUGUUUGGACGGCUCCGACGAGGCAGAGUGUGACUGCGGCUCUCGGCCAGCCAUGCAAGUGGCCAAUCGGAUCGUUGGGGGGUCGGAGGCCUCCCGGGGGGAGUUCCCCUGGCAGGUCAGUCUGAGGGAGAACAAUGAGCAUUUCUGCGGGGCGACGAUCCUGGCGGCAAAGUGGCUGGUGUCCGCGGCGCAUUGCUUUAACGAGUUUCAGGAUCCAGGGACCUGGACAGCCCACGCAGGCAGCAUCUGGCUGAGUGGCAGCGCUGUGAAGGCCACAGUGGGCCACAUCCUCAGGCAUCCGUCCUACAACACCGACACGGCCGACUAUGACGUGGCCUUGCUGGAGCUGUCCGAGCCGCUGGCCUUCAGCAAGUACGUCCAGCCUGCCUGCCUGCCGGCAUCCAGCCACGUCUUCCCACCCGGCAAGAAGUGCUUCAUUUCCGGCUGGGGUUACCUCAAGGAAGACUUUUUGGUGAAGCCGGAACUCCUGCACAAGGCCACAGUGGAGCUGCUCGACCAGGCGCUCUGCGCCAGCCUGUACAGCCAUGCCCUCACCGACCGGAUGCUGUGCGCCGGCUACCUGGAGGGCAAGGUCGACUCCUGCCAGGGGGACUCCGGUGGCCCGCUGGUCUGUCAAGAGCCCUCGGACCGCUUUUUCUUGGCCGGCAUCGUGAGCUGGGGAAUUGGCUGCGCCGAGGCCAAGCGCCCGGGGGUCUACUCCCGUGUCACCAAGCUCCGGGACUGGAUCCUAGACACCAUCGCUGCGUUCAGGGCUCCACCAGGCCUUACCCUCCCGAUGACCACCACGCUGGGGCCCCUGGCCUCUACCGAGGGCACCGACACUGCCGGCAAACCCCGCCUCGGCUCCACCACGACCCUGGUCUCCACGACCCCCAGCAGGCCUGCAGCGACAGUGCCCCUACUCCAAGAGUGUGGCCGGAGGCCGGGCUUCUCCAAGCCGCUCAAGAUCGUGGGUGGCCUGGAUGCAUCUCACGGGGAGGUCCCCUGGCAGGUCAGCCUGAAGGACGGGCUGCAGCACUUCUGUGGGGCCACCGUCAUUGGGGACCGCUGGCUACUCUCGGCCGCCCACUGCUUUAACUACACCAAGGUGGAGUACUUGACGGCCUUUGCAGGCACCACCUCACUGUCGGCAGCAGGGAGCACCUCGGUGAAGGUCAGCGUGCGGCGGGUGGUGCCGCACCCCUCCUACAACUCCGCCCUGUUGGACUUCGACGUGGCCGUGCUGGAGCUGGCCAGGCCCCUGCCCUUCAGCAGGUACAUCCAGCCCAUCUGCCUGCCCCUCGCCAUCCACAAGUUCCCUGUGGGGAGGAAGUGUGUGAUCUCCGGCUGGGGAAGCCUUCAGGAAGGCAACGUCUCCAAGCCUGAGAACCUCCAACGUGCGUCUGUUGGCAUCAUCGACCAGAAAACCUGCAACGUCCUGUACAACUUCUCCCUGACCGAGCAGAUGAUCUGUGCCGGGUUUCUGGAAGGGAAGGUCGACUCCUGCCAGGGUGACUCUGGGGGGCCUCUGGCCUGCGAGGAGACCCCAGGCGUGUUCUACCUGGCGGGUCUGGUGAGUUGGGGCUUCGGGUGCGCACAGGCCAAGAGGCCCGGCGUCUACGCCCGGAUCACCAAGCUCAAGGGCUGGAUCCUGGAGACCAUCUCGCCGCGCCCCAGCACUACUGCCAUGUCCACUACCAAAGCCGGGGCCACGGCCACCAGCAUCGGCACCACGGCCACCGCCAUCUCCUCCAGCCAGCCCUUCACUAGUCAACGGACCACCCAGCCAGACCGAAGCACCAGCCUCAGGGCCAGCGCCACACCUGGGCCUCCAGCCAGCACCCCGAAAUCCACCCAGUUCCCAGGUGUGCCGUGCACCCCCUCCACCUUCAAAUGCUCUGGCAAAGUCUGCAUUGGGAAAGCGAACCCCGAAUGUGACGGCGUCGUCGACUGCAGCAACGGCAGAGAUGAGUCAAACUGCAAUUGCGGCUUGACCCCAGCGACAGCCUUCAGCAAGAUUGUGGGGGGCAGCGGAGCGGCCCGUGGGGAGUGGCCGUGGCAGGCGAGCCUAUGGCUGCGGCGGAGAGAACACAAGUGUGGCGCUGUCAUCGUGGCUGAGAGGUGGCUGCUGUCGGCUGCCCACUGCUUCGACAUCUACAGCGACCCCAGGCUGUGGGUGGCCAUCCUGGGGACGCCCUUCCUGAGCGGCCUGGACGGGCGAGUGGAGAAGAUCCUCCAGAUCCACAAGCACCCCUUCUACAACGCCUACAUGCUGGACUAUGACGUGGCCUUGCUGGAGCUGGCCUCGCCCCUGCGCUACAGCAGCACGGUCAAGCCCAUCUGCCUGCCAGACAACUCCCACCUCUUCCACGAGGGAGCUCGCUGCUUCAUCACCGGCUGGGGGUCCACCAAGGAGGGAGGGCUGAUGUCGAAGCAGCUGCAGAAGGCGGCCGUCAAACUCAUCGGAGAGCAAGACUGCCGGCGGUUCUACCCCAUCCAGAUCAGCAGCAGGAUGGUUUGUGCCGGCUACCCGCAGGGAACUGUUGACAGCUGCUCUGGCGAUGCCGGGGGGCCCUUGGCCUGCAAAGAGCCUUCGGGAAGAUGGUUCUUGGCGGGCAUCACCAGCUGGGGCUACGGCUGCGCACGGCCAUACUUCCCGGGUGUCUACGCCAAAGUGACAGUCGUGCGGGGUUGGAUUGGACAGAACCUCAAGGUGUGAACUUGCCACCCGGGCAGGGAGAAAAGGCGUCCCAAGAAAGGCAGGGGGCCUGGCGCAAGAGACAGAAGAACAGCCCCUGGCCUUGCCUUGCCGACCUGCUACUGAUUGGGAGGGGUACUCAGGAGUCCCCCCCUUUAACAAAAAGGAGCCAAUUUAGGACAUGCUUUCUUUGAAUAAAGGGGGGCCCCUUGCUCACUUCAGAAUCAUGCAAGGUUGCAGGGCCUGGAGGGGCAGGAAAAGGUCCCCUCCCUGUUGAUCCACCCGCUCGCAUGACUUCUGCUAUUUCCCACUCCUGUAAGGAUAAUUUGUGGCCCAGAGCUGCCUCUUGGGAAGGAAGACUGAGGGGCGGGUGAGGUUUUUCGCCUUGGGCCCAGGACAAGAUUUUCUGCCAGUUAGCCUGGCUGGAACCUCUGCCUUUAUUUUGCUUUCCAAUGCAGAUGGUCCUCUGGGUGAGGGACUCUGCCUUGUACCAGAAGGCUGGAUUUUGGGGGUGGUGGUGGCGGCUAUGAGUACUCUUCCUUCUCUAGGCUGUGCCCCACAAAGUGAGCGAGCGAGCGAGCGAGGACUGGGGGAAAGCUGCAAUCGCCUGAAAUCAGAGCAACAGACCAUUAAAACAAAUCAC